ACUGUUGUGUGUGAUUUUCACUUAAUUUUUUUUUAGCUUUUGCAGAGUACAUAAAUGUGUUGAAGGACAGCGAUGUCUGUCUGAUGAUCACUUCCAAGAAAAUUGACAAAGUAGACAACUGCAGCAUCACGGUGCCUGAUGGGAGUUCGUACGUCGUGUUCCCUAAUUCUUCGCUGCCGUUCAACGUCCGGGACGUGACUAAGGCGUCCUCUGUGAGCUGCGCGGUGAAACUGUUGUCGGUCAGCGUGGGACGGAAGGGCCCCUACGUGCUGACCGUUGCCUCUACAGAGGGAGAAGAGCAAAACAAAACAUUUUUAAGAGUCCAAGAAUCUGCCAAGUUGUGGCCUACUUCGCUCGACACAGUGUAUCAAGGUGAAGAUUUCUUCAUGAAAAUGACCGUCAAUGUGACAGAUUUGACCGAGUGCCACGUAGUGUAUCCUGUUGGAUCCAAUAGUAUGGAUGUAAUUGUGUCUAAAGGAGAAAAUCCAUUCCCAGAAGGUCAAUGUGGAAUUUGUGUUUCAAACGUACAAGUUACCAACAGCGGAUUCUGGAAGUUGUACUCUGUUGACAGCGCCCAGAACUCUUAUGUUGCUGAGAAAAGAAUAAAAAUUUAUGGUAACGAUGGGGUAUUUCUACAGAAGUCUCUGCAGCUUGGUUCUGAAAAUGCAAUUGCCAUAUACAGCUCUGAUCUUCAGUCGGACAUCACCUACUGCUUCUCAAAGAGUGUGGAUGGCACUCUGUCGGAGCUUCAGUACGGCGGGUGCUCUUUGCCAAAAUCAACCAUUACCGACAAUGAUGCAAAAAACUAUUCUUUCAAGUUAGGUUUGAAAGGAAAAGUAGAAGAAGUGGAAUCAACAUUGCAGGUGUCAGUACACCCAGCUGAAGUCAGCUCGGAGUACAAACCAAUUGAAACUUCGGUGAGCACAGCUGCCUCUGGCAGCAUAAACAUGCUGUGCCGCUUGUGGAGCACCGAUAAAAUAACUGACGACGAGGACAACAAAGUUUCCCUCUGUCGCUUUGUCCGCCCCGACGGCACAGGGGUGCAAGUGAGCGAGGGCGUUGCGAACAAGAACUACGGCUACUUCGGGGAUGGAUUGAACACCCAGCGCUACAAAGACUGCGGCUUGACGAUAUACUCGCCCGCAGAAGGCGACUACGGGACGUGGAAGUGCUACUUGUACUGGAAAAGCAAGUUGAGGCUGGGUGAACUGGAAGUUGGUGACAAGACAGGUGCACUUCCCGCUAAUUUUAAAAUUCAAAAUUUUCUAUCUGUUUUUGAGUAUAAAAAUACUUUUUUUAUGUAAUUUGUGUGUAUCACAUAUUUUGUGAAUGAUAAGAAAGACAUAGAGUAAUGUUGUAAAAAAUUUUACCAAAGUUUAAAGUUUUUAUUUUUUGGUGGACCGGAUUAUUUUAAUUCUAUCUCUUAGUGAGAAACAGUCUUAAGGCAUUAAAUUAUUAUUAUUAAAUUACUUACAUUUUCCCUUUUUUUUUGUAUAAAAAUUGUAGUUUUAAUUGUGGUGGUGUACUAGGUUUAUAAUAUAUUUUGCCACUGCAUACAUGGAUGAGUGCAUGUGUGUAAAAAUAGAUUAAGAGGUUAAUACAGGAGAGAAUCAAUAACUUAGAGACUUAGAAAACUUAGAGACUUAGAGACUUAAAGACUUAGAAAACAAUGCUUAUUUGCAGAAACUUUAUCACCUAAUAAAUUUGUUUAGUUUUUGAGAAUCUUAUAUUCUGAUUAUGUUAUGAAACAUUUUUUUUCAAAACACGGUAAAUUUUUGUUUUGUUAUUUUUUUUACGUCCAUACGUCAGUGGGAACAUGCACAGUUCCACAGAAGAUCAGAAUGUGUGUGUGAUCGCCUUUGUUUUUUUAUUCAGCUUAUAAAUUGUCCUUAUGCGUACUCGUGCCCAACUAAUAGUAGUGUAUUAUUGAUUAAAAACAGUGUGCGUUUUGCUAUGUUCUUUCGUAUUGUCGACCCAGAGGUGAUUAAAGAUGGUUGAGGUAUAAAUAGAGAAUGGAAAAAUUCACGAAUUCAUUUCGCAACAGGCUAAAAUAAAAAUAGUUAUACCUCAGUGCUGCCUCUGCUAUUGACUCACAACUCACCUGGAUCACUCUGGGCCAAUGAGAAACACCCGACCAAAGCUUUAUACGAAUCACAGGCUGCUAUGCGUUGGGACGUCUCACAAGACAGCAGCCAAUGCAGUGGGUGGCAUUUGACCGAGUGUACGUAGAACUGUGGAGUUCAUCCUGCAGGUCGUUGAACCCGCGAAUUUUUCCGUUCCCUAGUGUUGCAAGCUGACCAUAAUGCAGGGCUGUGAAAUGAUGGACAACAUCGUUCACUGUAAUAUUUACUGGGCACCAUACCUCUGCAUGCGCAGUCACGCGCAGAGCCUACAAACCCACUGUCCCGUCGAGAGCUCUGCCGCUCCCGCUUCACCACACCCCUCUGUCCGCUACCCUUCAAAACUGGUUUCGAUCCUCCCAUGCCAUGACCCUAUUCUGCCAGUGCAGUCUGGUCCGUCACCAUUAUUGAUACACAACAUCAAACACCUGGGUAUAAAGCGAUGAGAUGUAGAGCUAUUGUUGCUGUAAGAGGAAGCAGCUGGAGAGAGGAAGGAAGGGAACUGCGUGUGUCGCCUGGCCCGGUCGCAGGCGGGGCGGGCCGGCCGGAGGGGGCGGUGGUCUCGGGGAGCGGGGGCCUGGUCCUGGCGCUGGGCACGGUGAACCAGGAGCUCCACUGCCGGGCGGACCGCGGGCUGGACUACUGCUGGUUCCGGGCGCCCGACGGCGGCCACGUCGUCCCGGCCGCCGACCGGCAGGAGCUGGCGGCCGGGCUGUGCCGUCACCGCCUGGGCCCGGUGGGGCCCGAGCACGCCGGGCGGUGGGCCUGCUGCAUGGGCGUGGCGGGCCGGCGGGCCGGCGACCUGGUCCACCGCAUCUCCGUCCGGGUGGCCGAUUCUACGUUGCUGGCAGAAGCCUCGGAAGUGAAGGUGGAUGCUGGUGGGACCGCUGUCUUGAGCUGCACGACAGUGCCGGCUGGGAAGACGCUCAGCUACUGUCGUUUCGUGUCUCCGACCGGCAGAGGAUUCAGUUUCUCUGAGGCAAACAGGAAUGAAACUAUCAUGGAUCGUUACCAGCAGUCCCAUGGCCCCCUGGGACAGUACAGAGGGAUAAGAGUUGGAGUUUGUAGUGUGACUAUAACUGCAGUGCAUGCAGAAGACUACGGGAAGUGGAGGUGCAGUGGCGUUAUUCAAGGCACCUUUGCGGAAGGCUCAGAUUUCAUCAUUCUGAGCCAGGAAGAAAGUGCUGUAAAUGGCAUCUCCAUGGCUGCUAUUGUUGGUGCUGCCGUCGGAAGUGCUACUGUCAUAGCAGUGGUUGUAGCGUUCAUGUGGUGGGUCGUGAAGAAGAAGAAAAGGUCAAAUGGGCACCAUAAUCUGUCAGACAGCGGUUCCGAACACAGCUCGGAAGUCCAGUUGCAGAUGGGCGAACUACCGUCCCUGGCAAGUCGGUUCGCUGCAGGGACUCGCCAAGUCAGCUUCAGGCGUCGGAGAUCUGUUCACAGCUGAGGGCUGGUUGGACCAUCUGACCACUGUGGAUUUGUGUCGAAAAGUAGUGAAAUAUUUGUAUUUUUUUUUAAUGUAAUGUUCAAGUCACUGCUUUUGUGCAGCAGUCCAAUUUUACAAUAAUGUUUAAAACAAAGUGUUUUUUUCUUCUUUCAAACAGUCUGACCUGAAAGAAUAGUAGUUUUGGACUUUCACCACCAUAAUGCUGGUUUCAACCAAAGAGCCUAACUCUAAAAAAAAAAAAAAAAAAAAAAAAAAACCUAUCAUUUUCACCAAAAAAGAAUUUGAAAGCAAACUGUGUGAAAAGUAAUUAUAUCUCCCUCCGCCUUGACCAAAUUCAAUUCCGCAUAUGCUUCUGAUUAGGAUGCCAUGACAACGGCCACAAAAUCCCAAGAUCAUCUUUCACCUGGAAAUAAAUAUUCUUCUUGGUUCAUUUUUUUCUCAUUUCAAGAGCAGACCAACAGUAGAACACCAAUUACCGACUGCAGUUUGAGGGGUCAGAAGGAAAGAGGGAAUAGGAUAAAUGUGUAUUGAUUGUAGUUUUGUAGUGUUUUGCUGUUAAAUAAAGUACCUGUUACCAAUUCCCUAGGCUCCUGAAAUUCAAACAUGUGCAUAAGUUUUAACCAGUUUUUGUUCUACAGGGAAGGGGCUUGCACAGUUGUCGUCCAGUCUCUUGGUAAAUGCUAGGUGUUUGCAAGUACAGUACGGUAGUUGGAAUAUAUUUGGUAUUUG
Messenger RNA from Bacillus rossius redtenbacheri, 4293 nucleotides. RefSeq lists its product as uncharacterized. The record is from RefSeq and is a predicted model, not a curated record. NCBI's taxonomy places the organism in Eukaryota, Metazoa, Arthropoda, Insecta, Phasmatodea, Bacillidae. The transcript is spliced from 10 exons. The coding region runs from base 2563 to 3564 and encodes 333 amino acids.